UAGUUUGCUUUAUGUUUAUCUCUUUCUCCAGAUCAUGGCCCAGAGGAAGUCUUCUGGCAGACUAAACACUGAUCCUUCCAGACUUAGGGACAUCCCUUUCCAGGAGUUCCCAGCUCCCAAGAAUGAGCUGGCCCAGCACUUCCAGGUUUGGUAUUUGGGUCGUGUGCCGGUGACAAAGCCAGUUGGCAUGGAGGUUAUUAAUGUAGCGCUGGAGACGGCCCUCAACAACAAAGACAAGGAGGAUUGGACAGCGGUGAACGUGAACGUGGCGUCCGCUACACUCACCAUUAUAACUUCUGAGUCGGAGGAAGUUCUUUCCGAGUGUCGUGUGCGUUUCCUAUCGUUCAUGGGAGUCGGGAAGGAUGUGCACACGUUUGCAUUCAUCAUGGCAGAGGGACCUGGAGACUUCAUCUGUCACAUGUUCUGGUGUGAUCCUAACGCAGCCAGUCUAAGUGAGGCCGUACAGGCUGCCUGCAUGGUAAGCUUAUGUCUAGUUAAUCAUCUACAGCACAAAUUAAAAAAGAUAAAUUAAUUCUUUACUGCACAUGUAAAAGAGAUACAGAUAGUU
This is a messenger RNA of Pimephales promelas (fathead minnow), 568 nucleotides long. Lineage: Eukaryota; Metazoa; Chordata; Actinopteri; Cypriniformes; Leuciscidae. The record is from RefSeq and is a predicted model, not a curated record.